AGCGUGAGGUCUUCCCAUUCAAGUUGCUGGAUUAAAGACCUCAAGACGUCAUCCACAACUACUGUUAUCACCUAAGGGGCCUCAAUCCUUCAACAAGACCCAGUGAUAUUAUCUAGGAACUCAUAUUCUAUUUUCUACGGGACGGGAGAGGAAGAGAGAUUGUCUUCUCCGGGGCUGCGGGAUGAUGGCGCACUUGAAUGGGAAGACCUCACGCUGCUAGAGCUCGCCAUCUCCCUCUGCACACCACGCCUAGGGUUCCAGCCGCAUGAGAUUGGGGAGGAAGAAGGCGACACAGAGACUGAACGGGUGUUGUGCCUUUGAAGUCGAGGGGAGCGCUGCCGUGGACGCCGUCUUGCUGAGCUGGAAGGCCAGCGUGGCAGAAACCAGGGUCGAGAGGGGCAAGGGGUACUGCUGCACGGUUUUGGGACUUGGAGGGUGAAAAUUAAGCUGUUUCAGAGAUUGGGGUUGAAAGUUGGACUUACAUAAGAGAUAAGGGGUGUAAUAUGGACUUCUUCCUUCGUGUAUCUGAAACCUCGUAUCUCGGUCAAUCUCAAACGAGGCCGCCCCGAAUCCUUUCGAAAGAAAAACGAGUCCAUCCCAUCCCUCCGAACUCAAACGAUGACACACCACUUGUUGGGAAAAAUCCAUCCGAUUCCGGCCAAUUUUUGUGUUUCUAGCAUGGCAGGCCAAACAAGGAUAGCCUGAACUGAAAGCGGAGGGUCCCGCCCGGUCACACUCGCCUGCCCCGCCGCCCGCCGGCCCCGUCGCGCACGCUGUGUAGUGGUGGAGUGGUGGAGGUGUCGCGCCGCGGCAUUUCUUCGCUGGAACGGGCUCCAGCACCACCGCCCGGCCUUCACCUACGAGCAGCUCCGCGCCGCCACCGCGGGCUGCAAGCUCGGCGACGGCGGGUUCGGGACGGUGUUCCUCGCGCACCUCCCGCCCGCCGGCCGCCCCGCCGCCGUCAAGCGCCUCCACGUCCCGCCGUUCCCGUCGCCGUCGUUCCCUUCCGCCGCCGCCACCAUCACCAAGUCCUUCUGCAACGAGGUGCUCAUCCUCUCCUCGCUCCGCCACCCGCACCUCGUCCACCUCCACGCCUUCGGCGCCGGCAUCCGCCCAUGCACCCGCUCACGCUCUCCUCCACCGCGCUCCUCCGCCUCAUCAAGUCACUCUCGACGGCGGCGGGGCCGAGGGCCCACCUCACGGCCUCGGCGAUCCACUGCCUCCUCUUUAAGGAAGGGCUCCUCCACACUGGGGCGCACCUCCCCACGGCGCUGCUCUCCGCGUACGCCGCGCUCGGCAGGCCGCAGCACGCGCGGGAUCUGUUCGACGAAAUGCCCAAGCGGAGCCUCGUUGCCCACACCGCCAUGGCGCGGGUGCACGCGGCGGCCGGGCAGGCAGCCCAGGCGCUCGCCGUGUUCAGGGACAUGCUCGCGGACGGCCUGCUCCCUGACAACGUGGCCCUGGCGAUCGCGCUCACGGCAUGCCAUGGGGUGGGCUCGUCCUCUGCGGCGGCCCGGAAACCUGGUAAGAUGGUUCAUGCUCUCAUCAUGACAAGCGGCAUUGUGCCGGAUGUGUUCGUCUCAACAGAACUGAUCAGGGUUUACGGGGAGUGUGGCGAGCUGUCUGUUUCGCGGAGGGUGUUCAAUGACAUGCCCGUGAGGAGUACUGUUUCGUGGAAUGCCAUGGUGCAUCAGUAUGUCAGGCAUAGUAAUGUUGGCGCUGCAUACGAGCUGUUUCUUGCAAUGCCAAGGAGGGAUGUGGUGUCAUGGAAUACAAUGAUUGCCGGGUAUUGCUUCAUUGGCCGAUGUAGGGAGGCACUAGAAUUGUUUUGUCAGAUGGUAUCACCAUCUUCAUGUCCGGUGCAUCCAAAUGGACCUACAAUGAGCACUGUUCUUGCUGCUUGUUCCGGUGCAGGUUGUUUGGAGACUGGGAUUUGGGUCCAUGCCUACAUUGACAGGAACCAAAUGAAUGAUGACGGCUCAUUGGACCGGUCCUUGAUAGACAUGUACUCCAAAUGUGGAAGCAUUGAAAAGGCCCUUCAGGUGUUUGAGAAAGCACCAGGGAAGAGGGACUUGUACUCAUGGACAACAGUGAUUUGUGGGUUGGCAAUGCAUGGUAGGGCUGCUGAUGCUUUACGCAUGUUUGACAUGAUGCAAGAUAAUGAUAUUCACCCUGACGAUGUUACUCUUGUUGGGGUACUAAAUGCAUGUGCGCAUGGUGGACUCGUAGAUAAAGGUCUUUGCCACUUCUACUCCAUGGAGGAGAGAUAUGCAAUCGUACCCAAAAUCGAACACUACGGGUGUAUCAUUGAUCUUCUUGGUCGGGUUGGGAGAUUGCAAGAAGCAUACAACAUGAUCAGGACCAUGCCGAUGAAGCCUAAUGCGGUAAUCUGGGGUGCAUUCUUGAAUGCAUGCAAAGUUCACAGCAAUGUAGAACUUGGUGAGAUCGCAGCAGCUGAAGUCAGCAGGUUGGAUCCAAAUGAUCCCUGGGCAAGGGUGAUGCUGUCCAGCAUGUAUGCAAAAGCACAGGACUGGACCAGUCUAGCCAGGGAGAGGAAGGAGAUGAACAGCCUGCAGAUGAAGAAAACACCUGGGUGCAGCUCAAUUGAGCUUGACGGGGAGGUGCAUGAGUUUGUCGCUGGUGGUUUUCAGCAUCCCCAGCUUGGUGAAAUUUGCACUAUAGUGGAGAAUAUUGAAGCACAAACACAUGCAGGCUAAAGAGAUGUGGAUGCCUCAUCUUCUGAGGUUUUUGGUUCUGCCAAUGAUGCUAGCAUGUCACUAACUGACCUCAGCGUUUUCCAUUAGCCUUUGAAUGUUAUGAGGGAAGAAUUUUUAGCUUGGUUGUAUUGCGAAGAAUUGAAGGAGGUUAAAAUCUUAGGGCCCAGAGUAAAUGAUUAGGUGCUGACAAAAAUCUGUUUUGAUUGUUCGUACUGGAAGAUGAACUAGCAAUUGAAGCUAGUGGAGGCAUAGCACCGACUAGUGGACCGAAGCUGGUAUGGAUGGUGAAGGAGGAAAAAGUGUCGGUCAGACUAAAGAGCACGCUCAGCUUAUUAGAAGCUUUGGCGUUGAACAGCUUGUUGUUGCAGUGAACAAGAUGGAUGCUGUUGCAUACUCAAAAGAAAUAUUUGAGUUCAUCAAACUACUUGGCAGUUUUCUGCGGUCUUGCAACUUCAAAGACUCAGCUAUUACCUGGAUUCCUCUUGGUUCUGUAGAAAAUCAGAAUUUGAUCAAACCUCCUUCAGAUGCUCGUUUGACCUCCUGGUCAGUGCUUUCAAUGAUGACGAGGUGGAGUUAAUGAUCUCUUUUUGAAGCUGUCUGAAAUUUAUGACAUGAAGUUUUUGUGUUCCACUUUGUUUAGAAGACACUCUUCAAAACUAUUGUCAUAAUGGAUGUUAAAUCUAUAUCUCAUGGAUUGACUACUUUAGGGUACCAACAAUCCCUUUGGAGCAUAAAUCUUCAAUGACCACUACUAUACACA
Molecule: messenger RNA, 3477 nt
Organism: Panicum virgatum (switchgrass)
Lineage: Eukaryota; Viridiplantae; Streptophyta; Magnoliopsida; Poales; Poaceae
Product: pentatricopeptide repeat-containing protein At5g08510-like
Exons: 2
Coding region: 1116-2717 (533 amino acids)
Biological process (GO): RNA modification
Molecular function (GO): RNA binding; protein binding
Source: RefSeq, a predicted model, not a curated record